Carya illinoinensis is the source of this 750-nucleotide messenger RNA. RefSeq names its product probable protein phosphatase 2C 80. The transcript is spliced from 3 exons. The record is from RefSeq and is a predicted model, not a curated record. The coding region runs from base 1 to 750 and encodes 249 amino acids. NCBI's taxonomy places the organism in Eukaryota, Viridiplantae, Streptophyta, Magnoliopsida, Fagales, Juglandaceae.
AUGGUUGCCGGAGCAUACUACAUACCAAAGAAAAAACCAGGCUCUACAACUGAUCAAGGCGAGGACGCCUACUUCCUCUCUGAAGAAAAAGGAGCCAUUGGUGUGGCCGAUGGGGUGGGUAGCUGGAUCCUCCAGGGCGUGGACUCCGGAGUAUAUGCCCGGCAGCUCAUGAAUAACGCUUUCGAGGCUAUCGUAUCAAUGGAGCCAGACGACGGAAACGUAGAUGAUCGGAUCAUGAAAAGAGUUUUGGAUCAAGCUUUCUCAAACACCAACGCCAGAGGGUCGUCAACGGCUUGCAUAAUCAAACUCAUAGACAAUUGCUUGCAUGUAGCGAACGUGGGAGAUAGUGGGUUUUUGUUGAUUAAAAAGGCAGGAGAUAUGCAGAAAUCGGAGAUUCAACAACAUUAUCCCAACUGUCCAUUUCAGCUGGGACUAACAAAUGAUACCCCCGAUUCAGCACUGAUAUUUACGAUCGAGGUAGAAUCAGGAGACAUCCUAGUAGUCGGCACGGACGGGCUGUUUGAUAACAUGUUUGACGAGGAAAUUAGGGAUGUUGUAAAAAUGGCGGCUGAGGUGGGAUGCACUCCACAGCAGGUGGCUUGGGCGGUAGCCGAGCAUGCUUAUGACAAAUCUACGAAUAAAACAGCCUAUACACCAUUUAUGCAAGAUUCUUUAGCCUCUGGAAGAAGAUUUUUUGGUGGCAAAGUCGAUGAUAUAACUGUUAUUGUUGCUAAUUUUGUUGAUGCUUAG